This is a messenger RNA of Pestalotiopsis fici W106-1, 777 nucleotides long. RefSeq lists its product as uncharacterized. Gene Ontology annotation, biological process: regulation of DNA-templated transcription; DNA alkylation repair. The coding region runs from base 1 to 777 and encodes 258 amino acids. The record is from RefSeq and is a predicted model, not a curated record. NCBI's taxonomy places the organism in Eukaryota, Fungi, Ascomycota, Sordariomycetes, Amphisphaeriales, Sporocadaceae. Gene Ontology annotation, cellular component: nucleus. The transcript has a single exon.
AUGCCGCCAAAACCAUUUCCGACCCAUUUCCUGUGCAUCCCGCUCGUUACCGCGACCUCGCGGCACCAACUGGCGGCCAGUCUGGCAUCGUUUAGCGCCGAUGUCACGAGUCCGGACAGCUUUGCUGUGCCCGCUGGGGCCAUCAGACCCGUCGGCACCCUUCAUUUGACGCUGGGCGUUAUGAGCUUUCCCCGGAAUGAGGGUGUCGACAAGGCCGUUGAGCUGCUCCAGACACUGACUCCCGCAAAGAUGCUCUCCGAGGCUCGAGCCGCUACAAUGAGUAAUGCUGCUGCUGCUGCUGCUGCUAUCAAGGGCCAGGGAAAGGUAGUCGGAGGUCAAAAAGAUUCUCCUGCCCAGCCUCUGCUCUCGGUGACACUGAAGGGGUUGCAUUCGAUGCAGUCGGCCUCCAAGGCCUCGACGCUCUACUCGUCACCGGUGGACGCAGACGGCGCCCUACAGAGGUUCUGUGAAAAGCUCAAGGCGGCAUUCGAAGAGGCUGGGUUCAUGAUGAGCGACAAGAGGCCGCUCUUGCUACACGCAACGAUAGUAAACACCAUUUACAUCAAAGGCCGCCGCCAUCAGGGCGGUGGCAAGAAGCGAGAAAAGAUCACAAUCGAUGCUCGGGGCAUUUUAGAUCGGUAUGAGGACAACGUUUGGAUGGAGAAUGUGCCCAUUGAAAAGAUUGCAAUUUGCCGCAUGGGGGCCAAGGAGACAGAAGACGGACAGGACCAGGCCUAUGAGGUUGAGGCUGAAAUAGAUGUUGAUGGAACAACGUGA